Molecule: messenger RNA, 5544 nt
Organism: Chiloscyllium plagiosum (whitespotted bambooshark)
Lineage: Eukaryota; Metazoa; Chordata; Chondrichthyes; Orectolobiformes; Hemiscylliidae
Source: RefSeq, a predicted model, not a curated record
AGCUGUUCCUGCUCAUAGAGAAAAAGAACGAUGGCAUAGAUUUAAAGUGAUAUGCAAAUAAAGCAAGGGCGAUGUGAUUUUUUUGACACAGCGAGUUAGUUAUGCUAUGAAGUGCACUGCGUGGCAAUGUGGUGGUGGCGGCAGGAUGGGCCGAAUGGCCUCCUUCAGCUUCAUAGUGAUUCUGAGAGUUCUGGCAGUGUCUGUAGAUAGAGAAUUCACGUUUCAGGUCAAAGACCUUUGUUCAGAACUGAAAAAAGUUAAAUAUCUUAAACGUUUUAAGGAAAUAUCGAAGUCGGGGAAGAAAGAACAAAAAGGAAAGUUUGUGAUAAGAUGGGAAACGUUUGCUGAGCGGUUACUGUUCAUUAAACAAUGGCUGUAGACUGGUUUCAAUAGCGUCUUCAACGGGUGCUCUUGUCUCGGAGGACCCGAGUCCAUAUUCGUUGUGCUUGGAGGACUUAGAGGAUAAAAAAAGGCUUACACCGUGUAGAUCGCUCUAUGUUUUGCCAUUCAAGAGCAAGAGCAGGAGAAAGCAGUAAGUUUUUUAGUUGAUCAAUCAAAGUUGUUUAUUGAGAGCCUUGGCUGAGUAGCGCAGAAAUAAUCUGGAAUCAUGUCCGAGAACGACACUGAUAAUUUAGUCAACAGCGGCAAAUAUGAGGCUGGCAAGAGCAAACGGAAUGUUUGCCGAGACUUUCUGCGCAAUGUCUGCAACCGUGGUAAGAAUUGCAGGUACUUCCACCCAGAUGAUAUUGAGGCCUCCGACCUUGCCGAAAUAAGGAACGAAACUGAUAAUUUAGUCAACAUUGCCAGUGACGAGGCUGGUAAAAGCAAACAGAACAUUUGCCGAGACUUUCUGCGCAAUCUCUGCAAUCGUGGUAAGAAUUGCAGGUAUAUCCACCCAGAUGACAUUGAGGCUUCUGACCUCACUGAUGUAAGGAAUGACACUGAUAAUUUAGUGAAUAUUGGCAAUGAUGAGGCUGGCAAAAGCAAACAGAACAUUUGCAGAGACUUUCUGCGCAAUCUCUGCAAUCGUGGUAAGAAUUGCAGGUAUUUUCACCCAGAUGAUAUUGAGGUCACCAACCACACUGAUCUAAGUGAUGACGCUGAUAAUUUAGUCAAUAAUAGCAAAUAUGAGGUGAGCAAGAGCAAGCGGAAUGUUUGCCGUGACUUUCUGCGCAAUGUCUGCAACCGUGGUAAGAAUUGCAGGUACUUUCAUCCGGACAAUGUUGAGGCCUACAAUGUGGGUGACAUGCGGCAUGAGUCAAUCUUUUGUCAGUACUUUCAGAAUAGUAAAUGUACCCGUGAGAACUGCACAUUCAUUCACGGGACGAAGGGGGAAGAGAAUUAUUACAAUAAAACAGGAAAGCUUCCUGCUCACUUGCAACAGACAGUGGCUGUGACCUUUGGGCUUUCACCCUCUAAUCUUCCUCUUAUUACAAAGGAGAUCCCAUUUUGUCGUGACUUUCUAAAGGGCAAAUGUCGAAGAGGAUCCAAAUGUAAAUUCCAGCAUUUGAAACGUGAUGACAAUGAUAAAAAAAGUGUAGAAAGAGUGUCGUCACAAGAUAGAGAACUUUCUCCUGAGAUUUGUAGAUAUGACCGUUUGGAUGACCUCUAUGAGACAGAGAGAUGUGAUUACGACCAGCAUCCGAAAAGGAGAAGGGUGGAGGGCCUGCGUUUUGAAGUAUUUGAUUACAGCACUCCCAGUCUGCGCCCAGGUGAACUCAGUUUUUUGGAGGAGGAAAACCAUAUGCUCAGAAAGCGCAAUGAAGAACUCAAAAAGCAGGUGUCAAGCUUAAUGCUGACUAAUGAGGUCCUUCUGGAACAAAAUGCAGAUCUGCGCAAGCAGGUGAAGUUGGGGAUCCUGAACACUGGGGCUGACCCAACACAACACCCAGCUUUGCACACUGUUACCAAUUAUAACCGUAGCAUAGUAAAGACUCACACCACCCUGAGCAACCAGACACUGAGAUCACAACCCAUUUCUCAUCAAGAGUUGAUAGCGCAAGCUCGAGCUCAUAAUGCAUUAUGUUCUGAAGCCACAUCCCAAAGUCCUCCUUGUCUUAGCGCUUCUAUCUCUGCACCCUAUGUCCAGGGGAUGACUUCACCAGUUUCAAUGGCACCACUUGCUAUCUCUACACCUGUGGCAGUUACACAAUCACUGCCAGGAAUUGCCAUGAGUUAUACCACCACUCAAAUGGUCAGUUACCCAAAUGCAUCCCAAAGUAUGAGGUUCCUCUGUCGUGCAGAAGAGAGUUGAGGUUUGAAGAUUUUAUGAAAAAUUAAUAUUUUCCCAUUGUUGCUUCCCAGGGAAAUUGUGAAAAUUGAGUUUAAAUAUGAUUCUUAAAGAGGGAGUCUCACCAUCAGCAACCCUUUGCCGAAACUAUGAAAUGAGGAUGCUUUUUACUCCUGCCUCAAAUGGUGCGGGCUUAUGAACUCACUGGCAAACUGCCUGUACAGAAUUGUACCUCAGCAAUAGUAGCAUACUGAAGUUAAACCACCCUUCAGUUUGCCACUAUGUAUGUCGCAAAUGUUCAAAAAAAAAAUCCAACAGAACCCUUGUUUUUGAAUGCUUUGAAAACUUGGUGUCAGCAGAAGUCUUGCUUUUGUUUGCUCACCCUGUAAACUCUGGUACUAAUGAAAGCAAAGUUUUUGACAACGCAUUGCAAUGCCCAGACCAACUUGAGCUCUCCUGCUGCUGCACUUGGAAUAGUUUUGCCUGCACUAUGGUUGCUCUGUCUGUUUCUGUAAAAUUGGUUUAAUUUCACAAAAAAGUCGGUUUAAAAAAAACACAACGCUUGUGUUAAAAAAGAUUGUGCCUGUUCUGCAGUUACUUGUUUUUAAAUCACCUUUAAAUCCAGAGUUUUUGUUUUACAGCAAUAAAAACAAAUCAUUUUGUUUCCCCUCCCUCCCCACCACCAAAAUAAAUCCUGCUUUAAUUGUGGUCAGGACAGUAAUUGGAGGGUAUGAAGACGGGUGAAUAACUGUCUUCUGCUAGAUAUUUUGCCCUGUAAUAUAAAUGGGACUUUUUACUCGAACGUUUUUGGGGAGUGGUGGGGGUUAGGGACUUAAAAUCAAAAAUGGCUCUCUUAAAUGCAGCAUCAGGGAAUCUGGAAGCAAGAGGGGGCUAACAUAACAUGCACACAUUUGAAAUACGAUCACUGAAGCAACUUGGGUUAAUGCCUCCCAGCUACUGCUGAUCGUUAAGUUAUCUUGUGUUUUCUUGUUCACAGUUCCUUAGCUUUGAGCUCUCAAAGUUCAAAAUACAUUGAGCUUUGUGAAGCAACAAAAUUGUUUUUUUUAUUUCCUGGGGUACUGAUGGUAAGACUCACUCUACAUAAACUAAACAAAAAAAGUGUGCUCUAAGAUUAGUAAUGAAUUGACAGUCUUUAUCAAAGCACAUAAUUUAAUGUAAUAUAAAUUGCAAACUACCUGUUCUUCCCUUCUCCAACAAUUUAUGAAAUUCACUUUUUUAAUUACUGAUAAUUUUUAUUUUUUCUACCAGCAAUCGUAUGCCACAAAUGUUCUAUUUUUCCUUUAUUUAGAAUUACAGUUGAGGUUAUCAGAAACAAAUAAAUAAAUUGCUUACUUGGUUAGUUUUAAAUCUCUCUGAUAUUUGCUUAUAGACAUUCUAUACCCAUCCCGUUUCAAAGCACUUGGAGGGUUAAUUUUUGGUGAUACAUGUGCAUUUAGUUGAAAUUACUUUUGGUAAUUAAAAUUGUAUCUUUUUUUUUAAAAGUCAUCAAGUUCCAUGUUUCCUUUAUGUUUUUGUACAAAGAGUUCCUGGCCAAAGCAUUUUUUUUGCUCUUGUCAUUUCUUUUCCCUUCAAAAGUGUACAAGCCCUCCGAAGAUAAAACACCUUCUGUAGUGCAAAAAGAAAACUAAAUGAGCAUUCUCAUCACAAACAUAUCCACUGUAACCUCUUAGGAUAUGAAAAUGAUUAUAAAGUGCUGCAGUACUACGAUUUAAGUUGGUGAGGCAAACUAAACUGUAUGUAACAAACAUAUACUUAAUGCCUGAAGCGUGGAAGCUGGGUGUUCACUAACUAAUAGCUGAAAGUAGCAUUGUACCAGAUGAUGUGAAGAAAAGGUUUGUGGAUUGUCAUCUUUGUCAUGUGAUUUUUCGAAGUUCUAGGUUCAAAACUUGUAGAUCGCUGUGCCAUUUCUGCAUCUCGUCAAGAAACUUACCUAAUUGCAUUGUUAAUCAGGGUUUCAAGGGUGCAUCACCAAUGUAUACAACAGUACAACUGCUUUUUGUUUUCAAUUCAGUAGUAACAAAACUGCAAAGUCAAUCAGAGAGAAUAGGAAACAUCUACAUUCAUACAGAGCCACAACUUACUAUAUAUAGAAGGUAGCUAUAUAUGCACACGUAUAUGACAUGACUAAAAUAUUUUUUAGUCAUCCAUAUUGUAAAUGUAUGUUGAAUGGUAAUGUCAAACUACCCCUACUAAAAAUAUUUGUGAUGUUGAACGAGGAGAGAAUCUGGGACAGAAUCUGGCCCAGUGUAAUGUUUCCUUCCCUUGGUUGAAUAUCCUGCUGACUUCCAGUAUCUAGACUCAGCCGAACGAUAACCACUUGGAUGAGGUUCCAGCGGACACCUUGUUGAAUGAUACUUCAGCAUGGUGUCAAUUCCAUUGGGUGAGGAGAGUAGAAAAGUGACAGAGGAAGGUGGGGGGGGGGGGAAGGCUUACAAUUAUACAUAGGGUAUAAAAGUGUACUGUAGUAAAUAACAUAGAAUACAAUGUGUGAAAUAUUGGCAGUUUUUUUCUACUUGAAGUUGUAUGAGUAGUACAUUAUUGUGCCCAUUUGAUUCUUCACUUUAACAAAUGACAACAUUGGUAUGUCAAUGACUUCCUCUACUGCAUGAUAGGUUGGACGAUCUGAGGGAGGUGCAAAGCAAAGUAUGGUACUCCCAAUUGGAGAGAUGGCAUUCUGAAAAUGAACCUGUGCCCUGCAUCCAAUUUGUUUAAGAAAAACUGCAGUUUCCCAAAUUUUCUGUAUAGUUAUUAGCUUCAAGUAAAUUUUAACUUGUUGCAAGUUUUUUUUUUGUUUUCAGAUGUUUUCAAUAUUUUGAUUCUAUUACAGAUUUCUAACUUGCUAAAAUUAGACAUGAGAAUUUCUAUUUACAUAACGGUUACAUUACUAUCAACUGGGGAGCCAUGUAGAAAAUGCACUCAAGGAAGGAUUAAGAAGCCAAAACCAACACUGAGAAGUUUGGGUCUGCAACAUGGGAAAUAUGAAUUUUUACAAAUUUUAGUCUCAAAAUACAGUAAACCCUUUACUAUUCUGAGUCCCUGGGAUUUUUCAGCGUAAAGUGCAGUGCCAAGAUUGUCUAACUGCAGUCGGCAGGUCUUAAAUUCACAGAUGUUCAAAAUAGGACUUCUAGUGCAACUUUUGAAAGUGGUCCAUUAAGCAUGUUUUCCUCAAUUUUAAUGCUGAUAACUUGUUCGUGUGCAUACUGGUGUUCAUGAAAAGAAGUUCUGAUUUAUUGAAAAUCUGAAGAUGACAAUUGACGUCCACUGUAUGUAAAUAUAGAUUAUAUGACAAAGAA